AUGUCAGCUUGGUUCAAUAACACAUUCUUCGAUACUAUCAAUGAUCUAUUACUAGGAGAGUCGUACGAUGAUCUUGACACCGGUACAUUUCAGCCCACUGUUGACAAGAUCAUAUCUGCCGCAAAGGGCGUCACGCUCUUCGGGAUGGCCCAGCGAUUCUGGCCCUUGACUUACAUCCUCCUGCUGUUCAUACCCAAGAAUAUCCGAGAAGCCAAAAAUCAGCAUUGUGAUUUGACAAGGGCACGAAUUCAGCAGAGACUCCAGUGCCCAAAUUCAAAUAAUGACAUGAUUUCGACAAUGUCCGAGUUCAUCGAUGCUCCCGGACCAACCACAAUUUCGCAAUCCGAACUCUGCUACACGGCCUCUUUGAUUAUACUCGCUGGCUCAGAGCCUAGUGCCACAACUCUUUCCUUCUUCUUCCACCACUUACUCUGA
Molecule: messenger RNA, 435 nt
Organism: Cadophora gregata
Lineage: Eukaryota; Fungi; Ascomycota; Leotiomycetes; Helotiales; Ploettnerulaceae
Exons: 3
Coding region: 1-435 (144 amino acids)
Molecular function (GO): heme binding; monooxygenase activity; iron ion binding
Source: RefSeq, a predicted model, not a curated record